AUGAUAGCAAUAAGAUUAGCAUCAUUGCUACUAAUCUCUACGUAUGUUGCAGCAGAUGUUUAUGGAGUUUUUAACCUGAUUGUGUGGGUAUCAGGUAGUGAUCCUUCGUCUCCUUGGACAGUAAACAUUGGUUAUGAAAUAACGACUGAUGUCACCACUUCGGACACAUUUACCUUAACAUUUCCUUGUGUUUUCGGAUUUGUUGACACCGCACCUUUUGUGAUUAAUGAGGGACUCGAGCUUGAUUUCACUUAUUUCAAUGGUGAUAUUGCCACAGAUUAUUCUCAACUUUAUAUUUCAGUCAAAAGUUUACCUACUAUAUCUACUGGAGGAACUUUCAGUGGAUCAUUUUCCCUUUCAUUUGAUUUGAGUACAAUUGGAACAUGUGCUGGCAAUUUUGAAAGUGGUAAUGUAAUUAUAGGCUUUAUUGACGGUCCAGAUAUAAUCACUACUACUACUACUUAUGAGCCACCAGCAAUUUCCCCUCAUGAUACAUAUUAUUUCGCAGAAUUCAUUCCAAGUUAUGAUCAAUAUUUGCUAGGGAUCUCAGGUAUUUCAUAUGCAAAUGCAGCUGCAAUUGUUGUGAACUCAGAUUAUUUAGUAUAUCUCUUAGGUGGGACUUUACUGAUUCUGAUAAAUUCAGGAGCAGUUUUCAUAUGUCCCCCUGAAGGAAAUGCAGUAACAGGUUCGAAUUCAUGGAAUGCUCCUACCAUGUUUGAUCCAACUCCAUUAGCUGGUGUUAGUUGUGAAACAAAUCCAGAAAGCAUAGUUUACAAUUAUCCUGUUAAUGGUCCGUAUGUUGAUGAGAAUGUUGAUGAGAAUGUGUAUCCGUUCAUUAAAGCUUUUGUUCAGAAUGAGGAACUUCCAGUCACUGUGACCUAUAUGAAUUUCUUCAUCUAUUCUACUUCCGGUGGCGAUGUUUCAUUGACUAAUAUACUUUCUACAACUACAACAAUACAACCUACGGGUUCUACUAAUACUGCAUUUUUAACUGUUGUUACAAGUACCACUGGUUCAGUUGCUUCUUUAGCUACCAUUACUGACGAUGAUGGAUCGGUGACCCUUUAUGUUUAUGUACCUCCAUCAACUGCUUACUCCACUGCUACUUGGACAGGCAGUACUGUUUCAACCACAACCACACCAGCCAAUGCGGAUACACCUGCUACUGUUAUUUUCUAUGAGCCUAUUCCUACAUCCACCACAUAUUCCACAUGGUUAAGCUCGUUCACUCUGACAGUUGGAGAAGUAGGAGCUAAUCCAGGUGGUGAAGCCGUGGUCACUGUGGCUGUGCCUGUACCAACUACUACUUCCACCUUUACUGUUAAUACAGUAGAUUCAGCUACUACAUCAUUUUAUCCAGCGGGGCCAGGAGGUGUUGCUCUUUAUAGUGUUGACGUUCCAACUCCAACUACGACAAUCACUGUCACUUGGUCAAGUCUGACACCAAGUGCGCAGUUAAUACCUGCUACCGUUGGUGGUACAGCUACUCUUAGUACCUUCGUCCCUAUUUCUACUACCACUUCUACUGUGAUUUGGACUGGAUCAGAAACAUCGUUGAGUACUCUCUCGGCUAUUCCUGGUGAUACUGCUGUUGUAUAUGUUGAAAUUCCAGAAUCUACAACUACUGUCUAUACAAGUUGGACUGGAACUGUUACGAGUAGUUUACUUGCAACGGGUUCUGAUAGUAUUGUUACUGAUAUAAUUGAGACUCCAGCUGGUUCUACUUCUGAAAGUGGUUCUACAUCUGAAUCGGAACCUACUUCUGAUUCAGAUUCAGAUUCUGACUCCAGCUCUGAAAGUGGCUCUACAUCUGAAUCGGAACCUACUUCUGAAUCAGGCUCUACAUCUGAAAGUGGAUCUGAAAGUGGCUCUACAACUGAAUCAGGUUCUACUUCUGAAAGUGGUUCUACAUCUGAAUCGGAACCUACUUCUGAAUCAGGUUCUACGUCUGAAAGUGGUUCGACUUCUAUUUCCGGUCUGUUAAUAUUGACAAGCACUACUACUGUAAGCUCGCAAGGUAUUUCGGUAAGUUCAACUCCAACUGAAGGUGCCUUAUAUGCAUAUGACCAAAAUGGUGAUGCAUUGUUAUUAGGUGUUAAUGGUCAAAGUACAUUCCGUAAACGUGAUGAUACUGCUGUUCCAGGAGUCGAAUAUUUGAUAGUCAAUCCUAGUUCAACUACUUUAUUCUACGUACUAGAUGGGUUCCUUCAUGAUAGUGCUGGAGACACCGCAAAUGAUGAUACUGAUGCACCAUAUCUUACUUUCGGUUCCUCUGGUGGUUUGAAUGGAUUCAGUGAUACUUCUGGAAGUAUUCUGUUCUCUGGCGGUGCAUUUUAUCUUUGUCCAUUAGUAGAAGAUGGUGUAACUUACCAAGCUCUUGCAUUGAGUAAUUCUGGUUCAUGUAAUUUGACUAGUCUUAAUAUUGAACUUGGUCCUUCUUCAGGCCCAAGUUCUGGUUCAUUGAGCUCCGAGUCUGGUGAAUCUACUUCUACAUCUGGUGAAUCUACUUCAGCUUCUGGCGAAUCUACUUCUGCUUCUGGUGAAUCUACUUCUACAUCUGGAGAAUCUACUUCUACAUCUGGAGAAUCUACUUCUACAUCUGGUGAAUCUACUUCUACAUCUGGAGAAUCUACUUCUACAUCUGGCGAAUCUACUUCUACAUCUGGUGAAUCUACUUCUACAUCUGGCGAAUCUACUUCUACUGGAACAAGUGAGACCUCGACGGGAACAAGUGAGACCUCGAGUGGAACUUCUACUGAAACAAGUGGAACUACUUCAUCUACUGGAACUGGCGAAACUACUUCAGGAAGUACUACUACUACUGGUGAAACCUCUACUGGAACUGGUGAAUCUUCUUCAUCAUUAACUUUUCCAACGUUCUCACUUUCAUCGCUGACGUUUGAAUUGAGCUCAUUAUCAUCUUCAUCAUCUUUCCACUACUACGCCAAUUCCUCAGUUUCAUCCACUACAUUAUCUAGUUCAUCUUCAAGUUCUGCUUCUUCUUCAUCUUUAAGUACAACACCAAUAGAGUCAACAUCAGGAGUCACUAGUACUACUUCUUCUAGUUCUUCUAGUUCUUCUAGUUCUUCUUCUAGUUCUUCUAGUUCUUCAUCAAGUUCUUCAUCAAGUACUGCCUCAAUUAGUUCUGAAAGCACUAGUCUGUCAUCUAGUUCAAGUGAAAGUUCCUCAUCAAGUACUACUACAUUCACUUUCCAGAUUACUGCUGUAGCAGAUCCACCUAAUACAUUCACACAAUAUGUUUCAUACCAAAGUGAUAGUGUUGUAUUCGAUCCAACUAAUGGUCCAUACUAUGAAUUAGUUGUCCCAGGUGGUGAGAUUACAGCUAAUGGUAAUUAUUUACAUGCAGAUCCAUCGAGUGGGUUCUUCCUUGGUCCAGAACCAUUUGGAGGUUGGCUGUUUAUUGGAGAUCCAGUCUUAGAAUUAGAGGGUGUUGGAAAUGAAUUCUAUUUCUGUCCUGAUGAAUCUGUUCCAUUACAAAUUAAUCUGAUUGCUGCUGAUUGUAUCCGUGGUCAAUUACAUGUUUUGGAAGCAGCACCUACUUCUUCGAGCAGUUCAACUACUGGCACAGGUACUACUACUGGUACUGGUGCUACUACUGGUACUGGUGCUACUACUGGUACUGGUACAGGUACUGGAACAACUACUGGAAGUGCUAGUACAGGUUCUACUAUAACUACUGUAACUACUUCCAAUGAGAUUGUGACAGUAACCGAAUGUCCUUCUUCAGUAACUAACUGUCCUUUGAAUUCAAUUGUGACUCUCACUAUUCCACAUACUAUAACUACUACUUAUUGUCCUGAAUCAGGUGCCACUACAGGUACUGGUGCUAGUAAUGUUGUUCCUCCAAUUAUAACUUCCACUUAUAAUUCACUUGAAACUCAAACUUCAGGAGGUGUUACCAACGUUAUUACUCAUCCAGCAACCACCACUUACCAAGCACCAUCAGGAGGGUCAUAUGUUCCAAAUACUUAUACAUCACCUGAGACUGUGCAAUACACCAAUGGAAAUGGUGUUGCUACAAGUGCAGUCAUUCCACGUGUUAUUACAUCUUCCACCUAUCAAUAUCCUUCUUCUGCAACUGUUGCUCCAGGUGAAGCAGGUGCUCCAGGUCCAGCCGCAGGUGCAGCAGGUGCUCCAGGUCCAGCCGCAGGUGCAGCAGGUGCUCCAGGUACAGCCGCAGGUCCAACUGUACCGGGUGUUCAACCAACAGUAACUUCUGUUCCUGUUCCAGCUGUUCAACCAUCACUUGCUCCAUCAGGAGUUCCUUCAGUUCCACUUGCACCAAGUAGUGGUAACAGAUUACUGGUUGCCUUUAGUUCUAUAAUCAUGGCUAUUAUUCUUUCCAUUUUUGUUUAG
Molecule: messenger RNA, 4377 nt
Organism: Scheffersomyces amazonensis
Lineage: Eukaryota; Fungi; Ascomycota; Pichiomycetes; Serinales; Debaryomycetaceae
Exons: 1
Coding region: 1-4377 (1458 amino acids)
Source: RefSeq, a predicted model, not a curated record